CCUCCUCCUGUGAAUACAAACUGUAUAAAACAGGUCCCUAUUUUGAGAUUCAGAACAAAACAUCGGACGGCGACUUUAUGACAACAUGGACAAGUUUCUACGCGUGCUUCCUACAAAACGCAAGGCUGCUGCACAGGACGAGUUCCCAUGCACUUCGGCAGCGAAAAAGAUAAGGCAGUAUGAUGAUGCAUACAUCGAAAUGGGCUUUACGAGCACAUUGGUGGGUGGUGAGGAACGACCACAGUGUGUUCUCUGUCUGAAGGUGCUGGCGACAGAAAGUUUAAAGCCAAACAAGCUGAAGCGUCACCUGGACACGGCACACCCCGAACACAAGGACAAGCCGGUUGAAUUCUUUCGGCGGAAAAUUUUGAACUUUCAGGCACAACGGGUGAACUUCACUAAAGUUGCGUCUGUCAAUGUCAAUGCCCAGCUCGCCUCCUACAAAGUGGCCUACCUCCUUGCGCAGAGCAAGAAGCCACACACAGAAGCGGAGGAGGUGAUCCUGCCCUGUGCCAUUGAAAUGGUGAGGACCAUGGUCGACGAGGCAACAGCAAACAAGUUACGGGCGAUCCCCCUCUCAAAUAAUACGAUUGGAAGACGCAUACAUGACAUCGCUGGCGACAUUGAGGAGCAGCUCACCGACCGAGUACGUGCAAGCACCCGGUUUGCUCUGCAGGUCGACGAAGCCACUGACAGCAACCGAGACUGUUUAUUAAUCACGUACAUCCGUUUCGUUGAUACAGAGGACAUGAGAGAGGAUCUGCUAUUCUGCAAGGAGGUGAAAACACGAGCCACUGCUGAUGAACUGUUCCGAGUGAUUGAUACUUAUUUGCAAGAGUUGACCAAAGAAAAGUGCUUUAGGGAUCCUGGUGUUCUCCAUCCUGACAAGGUGUCCAGCCCAGCGAAGCUGUACUUUGAUUAUUUGACAUUCAACACUAGCGAUGCUGCAGUGUUCAAGGACCUCGACAUUGGUGACCUUGUCCUGCCACUUGAUACCACAUAUUGA
Messenger RNA from Neoarius graeffei (lesser salmon catfish), 1006 nucleotides. RefSeq names its product zinc finger BED domain-containing protein 5-like. The coding region runs from base 86 to 1006 and encodes 306 amino acids. NCBI's taxonomy places the organism in Eukaryota, Metazoa, Chordata, Actinopteri, Siluriformes, Ariidae. The transcript is spliced from 2 exons. The record is from RefSeq and is a predicted model, not a curated record.